AUGCCAAUGCAAGGGCUGCACCGAGUCCAGGGGAUGGCACGGAUGAGCACGGCCUGUCGCUGGCUAACGACCAACUCCAAACAUGAACAAGUCAAUCGCGUAAGGGGCACAAGGGACGUGCUCGCGGAUGAACUGCAGCACCAUCGCGAGGUGCUGCAAGUGCUGCAGCAGACGGUCGAAGGCUAUGGAUUCCGCUCAAUUCAGACGCCGUUGCUGGAGUACACGGACCUGUUCUCGCGGUCGCUGGGCGAUGGCUCCGACAUCAUUCAGAAGGAGAUGUACACGUUUGAGGACAAGUCAGGCAAGAGCGUUACGCUGAGACCUGAAGGCACUGCCGGCAUCGUGCGGGCGCUGAUUAGCAACAAACUCCUCUCCUCACUUCCACAGAAGCUGUCGUACUCGGGGAGCAUGUUCCGGUACGAACGUCCUCAGCGCGGGAGAUACCGAGAGUUUCAGCAAUUUGGUGUGGAAUUUGUGGGCUCGUCAGGCCCAUCAGUCGAUGUCGAGGUCAUCGCCGUGGCAGCUGACGUCCUGGAUGCUUUAGGCGUUCAGGACAAAGUCGUGUUGGAGUUAAACUCACUCGGUGAUUACGAAAGUCGUGCACGGUAUCGAGCUGCGCUGGGCGUAUAUUUUUCAGCACACAGAAAUGAAUUGUCUACAGAUAGCGUCAAUCGCCUCGAGCGAGGAAGCGUUCUUCGGAUACUAGACUCGAAGAGUGAAAUUGACCAGAAACUGGUUGCGGACGCACCACAGCUCAGCGACUUUCUUUCCGAUGAAUCAAAAACGCGGUUUGACGCCGUUCUGACGGGCCUGAGCGCAUUACGUAUCAGCUACAGACAGAAUCCACGUCUCGUGAGAGGACUAGACUACUACAGCAACACUGUGUUCGAGUUUGUGCAACAAACGUCUGACGCUCCGGACAAGGAGAGAACAACUCAUGGUGGUAUAACGGUGCUUGCGGGUGGUUGCUAUGACGGACUAGUAGAGUCAUUGGGGGGGCACGCAACGGUUUGCGUGGGCUGGGCGGCAGGCGUAGAUAGGCUGAGUCUGCUGCGUGAGAUGCCAACCAAGACGGUGUUCUCCGUUGCGGUUGUCCCUGUUCUUGUUGGCGACAGCUCGAAUCGGGUGCUUCAUGAAGCUAUGCGUAUCGCGAAGGUGCUCCGACGCUGUGGUUUGGUGGUCCAUUUCUGCCACGGGUGUGGUAACAUGAAGAAGCAAAUGAAGACUGCAGAGCGUUAUGGCAGCAGUUACGCUGUGAUUCUUGGAGAAGCAGAAAUUUGUAAGCAGUGCGUCAAAGUAAAGAAUCUCGAGAAGCGUGAGGAGACUGAAGUGCCAGUGGACCAGCUCAGUAGCUUCAAGUUUCUAGGGUAG
Messenger RNA from Peronospora matthiolae, 1371 nucleotides. Lineage: Eukaryota; Oomycota; Peronosporomycetes; Peronosporales; Peronosporaceae. The record is from the annotation of a GenBank genome assembly.